Molecule: messenger RNA, 1185 nt
Organism: Haliotis rubra (blacklip abalone)
Lineage: Eukaryota; Metazoa; Mollusca; Gastropoda; Lepetellida; Haliotidae
Product: sodium- and chloride-dependent neutral and basic amino acid transporter B(0+)-like
Exons: 8
Coding region: 11-898 (295 amino acids)
Biological process (GO): sodium ion transmembrane transport
Cellular component (GO): membrane
Source: RefSeq, a predicted model, not a curated record
CAUCAUCACUAUGUCUGGACACAACAGGCUGAAGAACAACUGUUUCAGGGAUGCAAUACUAGUUUGCCUGAUGGACUGUUUCGCCAGCAUCUUUAUCGGCUUUGCCUUCUUUGCCUGCGUAGGCCACGUUGCCUACUUACGUGGUGUAAAGGUAGAUGCCUUCGAGUCAUCGGGAUACAACCUUGCAUUUAUAGUAUACCCCGAUGUCCUUUCUUCCCUCCCGAUGCCCCAGUUGUGGUCUGUGUUGACGUUUGUCACAAUGAUGACACUGGCUAUAGAUUCUAUGGUCCCAAGCAUCGAACUGAUCGUAGCUGCGAUAGAGGACCUGCUUCCCCAACUCACAAAGCGACACUGGCUGGUUAACGCUGCAGUAAUCCUUAGUCUGCUGCUGUUCAGUCUAAUUUAUGUGUCCCAAGGUGGUAUAUAUGCAGUGACGCUGGUGGACUGGUACGCAUACUUUCCUUCUAUCGCCAUGUUCGCCAUGUUGGAGUGCAUUGUAGUUGGCUGGUGCUAUGGAACUGAGAGGCUGCAGGAAGACAUCACCAGCAUGUGGGGACAAAGACUCACAAGGUUUAUGGUCAUCAGUAUCAAGUUCGUGUGUCCUUUACUUCUGUUUGUGGUGUUCUGCUACUCUCUGUAUUCCUACCGGCCACCCAAGUACGGGGACUACAUCUAUCCCACCUGGGCAACAAUUGUGGGCUGGCUCAUAUCUUUGGCUUCACUCCUACCUCUACCCGUCGUCUUCAUCUGGACCAUCGUUAACAGACAUGAAACAACGCUUAAACAGAAACUAAAGAAAUCUCUGGAGCCCAAUGAAGACUGGGGUCUCACAGCCCGACAGGAGUGUUCCAGUGGAGUCUUACAACCAAUGGUAGAUGUCGAAUUAACACCCGUCUAAUCAGGAGACAUGCAUGUGAUUUGGUGACAACUUACAGAACAUCACAAAUGAAUUGAGAAGUGUGAAAAUGUUCCUGAACAUGAUUGGUGCCAUGACAAUUGCCACAACAUUACUGAUGCCUGUAUGUUCUACCAGAACCUUACUUGUUAAUGAGGAAUGAAUGUUCCCUCCUAAGUGUGAAUGAGUUUAGUUUUACGCCGCACUCAGCAAUAUUCCAGCUAUAUGGCGGCGGUCUGUAAAUAAUCGAGUCUGGACCAGACAAUCCAGUGAUCAACAGCAUGAGCAUC